Molecule: messenger RNA, 2481 nt
Organism: Fonsecaea pedrosoi CBS 271.37
Lineage: Eukaryota; Fungi; Ascomycota; Eurotiomycetes; Chaetothyriales; Herpotrichiellaceae
Exons: 1
Coding region: 1-2481 (826 amino acids)
Cellular component (GO): cytoplasm
Molecular function (GO): calcium-dependent phospholipid binding; calcium ion binding
Source: RefSeq, a predicted model, not a curated record
AUGUCGUCCAUGCUCGAUGUGAGGGACGAUCGCAGGUCCAGGUCUAAAUCCCCGAGCGGUCGCGACAGAGAUCGAUCGAGAUCUCGAUCACGCGACGCCCGAGACCGGGACUCGCCCGACGAGUACAGCAGCAGGCGAUCGAGCAGGAAAUACGCCGAACCACAGGAUGACCAGGAGCAAGAUCGUGGGUACAAGGACAGGCGUUCUAGCAAGAAAUAUUACGAUGAGGAAGAAGAAGAGCAGGACCGUCGCAAUAGGAGGAGAAGCUCGAAGAAAUAUGCGGACGAAGACGACGAAGAGGACAAAUAUCGCUCUUACAGGUCCAGCAAGGACCCUCGAGUUCAAGAAAUAGCGCCCUCGGACGAUGACAGGAACUAUGAACGAAGGAAGAAGUCCGACAGCGACUCGGAUCGACGCAGAGAGAGGCGAGGGAAAUCCGGCAGGGGGAAAGGCGACGAUUCAGCGGAGGAGAGCGACUCAGACGCUCGUCGCAGAUACAAAGACAGAGAUCCUGGUUAUCCAAAUGGCAACGGGACAUAUCCCUAUCCGCCAGGUGCCUACGGCGAGAUGCGGCCAGAAGCAGUUCGCCAUAUGAGCUACACCGCCAACGAUCCUCGAUACGCUACCCCUGGAGCAUAUAAUGGUGGUGGCUCUGCGCCUGCACCACAACGCGCGAGUUCCUACGGUGGUGCCAACGGUCCGCAGUACGCCAAUCUCGAGCAGUAUAAAUACGCAGACCCGAGCGAAAUUGCACCACGAAGACCAGAGUACGAACGAUCUCGUCCAUCAGACUACGAACGGUCCCGCACAAAGGAUACUAGGGAAAAUGGUAACGAUUACAGGAGUAGCAAGUAUGAGACACGUACCCCAACGGAUAAGAAAUACGACGACGACAGAUUUGAGACCCGAGAACCUAAACGCAAAGAUCGCCGCGAUGAGUAUGACAAUUACGCUAGGAGCGACCGGAGACGUGACAAGGACAGAUAUGGCUCCUCGCCAGAAGAAGUGACCAAGAGGAUGCCAACUUUGGCAGUAGGAGGAGCAGCGCUGGGUGCUGCAACGUUAGGCGUGGCACAUCACAACUCUCAUGAUGGCAACAAGCCUCCACCUUCGCCCUUACUUGAAGCAUACAAGGGGACAUAUCAAUCCAUUUCACCCAUGCCUUCAGCCUUGGUUCUGGCCAACCACAAAGGCGAUUCGGAUUUGUCUGACUUCGAGCUUGAUCUAGAUGAUCGCGAUGCGGAUGCGGACGCCGAGCUGAAACGAAAGAUACGUCAGCUCGAAAGGGAGAAGGAAAAAUACACGAAGGGACACAACAGGGGUGCCAGUCUCGCAGAAACGACUCACGAGGUCCGACCACGUCGGCUGUCAAAGCUCGAUACCAAUUUGGAUGUUGAAGUCCGCGAACCCGGUAGUGCCAAUCGCGACCGCUCACCAUCUAGGAGCAUAAUGUCGCCAGGAGGGGGAAGCGGGAGAAGGAAGACCGUUUCAUUCUACGACCCAAGUGAGGAUGCCAAACGUAUCGCUGCUGCUCUGGCAGGCACACGGUCCGCACCAGAUCCACGUCCGCUGGUACAAAUCUUGCCCCGCCUUUCUACAGAUGAUCUGCUGGCCCUUCGGGCAGAAUACAAGAACCACGCCAAAGUAAGUGGGCAAGGUAUCAACAUGGCCAAGCACAUCAAAAUGCGUAUUCCUGGAAAUCUGGGAAAAGCGUGCUAUGCAACCGCCCUAGGCCGAUGGGAAAGCGAGGCAUAUUGGGCCAACUCAUGGUACCAAGGAGGUGCUUCUCGGCGAGAGUUAUUGAUUGAGAGUCUGAUGGGCCGCUCAAAUAGCGACAUCCGCGAGAUCAAGAACUGCUUCAAGGACAAGAAAUACAGCGAUGACCUCGAGAAGUGUAUCCGCACAGAACUGAAAGCUGACAAGUUCCGAGUCGCUAUCUUGUUGGCGCUCGAGGAGAGACGAAUGCCAGAAUCAACGCCACUGGACAUCAGGCUCAUCAAGGAAGAUGUGGUGCAGCUGGCAGAAGCCUUGGAAUCGAAGGGCGGAGAGACGGAUAUGAUCAAGAUCAUUGUCCUGCGGAGCGAUGCUCAUCUACGCGAAGUCCUCAGGCUAUUUGAGCGGACUUACGGCGUCAACUUUGCGCGGCAGAUGAUUUCCAAGUCGAGGAAUUUGGUCGGCGAGACAUUGGCACAUAUUCUGAAUGGUGCAUUGAACCGCCCCAUGCGUGAUGCACUGCUGCUACACCAGGCCAUCAACGAGACAGCUCCAGGGAAAGAGCGGACGGAACUAUUGAUAUCCAGGCUUGUCAGAAUGCACUGGGAGCCCAAGCACCUGGAACGGGUGAAGGCCGUGUAUAGAGAGCGAUACAGGUGCAGCGUGGAGGAGGAUGUCAAGAGGGAGGUUUGGGGCCAGAUGAAGACAGUGGAGGGACGUUUCUGUGCCGAAUUCUGCAUUGAAUUGAUUAGGAGCAGUUCAAUAUAG